AUGAAUGAGAAAAAUGAUAGCGAACUCCGGAGUAGCGAUCAUGACAAUGGCCUUCAGGCCGUAGGAGAAACAGGCCCAGAUGGGAGUGACAAGACAAGGGGAAGUCAACACGUCGGAGGUUCUGUGGACGACUCGGGGGGCUCAGCGGAUGGGAUGCAUGGGGCAGACGGGGUGAGCGCGUCGGACGGGGUUAACCCUGCCUAUUGCGUCGACUCGAGGGAGAUAGCCCAUUCCGGGCACAUCAUCGCGGAUGGCCAAAGCGAGCGCAACGAAGGCGCGAUGAAAUCGUCCUCCUUUUUUGGAAACCUUUCCAGUAAGAUAGGAAAUUUUAACAGUGCCUCGUGUGAGGAGGGAAACACAGAUGGUAACGCUAAUGGAAGCGCGCAUGGCAGCGCGAAUGGUACCGCUAACGGAAGCGCACACAGCGUAAGUGAAUUAGGGUUGUUAUCCAAAGGCGCGAGCAGCGAGUUCCAGGCAGAGGCGAUGGACACCGUGCCACAGAGCGGAGAGUUGGAAUUAGCUCUCACCGCCAUAGCAGCGUUUAAUGAAAGAAAAAGUGAGUUAAAAGUAAGUAGGGGAGAAAUCUACCUCAGUGAGAAGGAGUUUGGUAUAAUAUCCUACCUCCUUUCAGGCAGUGGGUUCAGAUUCUGCCUCAUGGACGACCCCAAGAAGAAAAAAAAGAGAGAGCUGUUAAGGCUGGACGAACUUCUACUGGAGGCUAAGAGGUGGAAGGGUGAUGGACUUAGCUCGAGCGUCAAAAGGGAAGGAAGCCACGAAAGGAAACUGGGGGGGCACCUCACCUAUGUGGACAACAGUGAAGAUCCAAAUGGUGCAUAUCCCUACGAUGCAGAGGAUGGCAGCGAAGAGGAAGGAAAAUUGUCAACACGCGUAGGGGAAUUAGGAAUACACUGGGACAGAAGCGAAGUCAUCAAGGGGGAUGAAUCUCCCACAGAACGCGAGACACAAAGGAGACCGAAAGGAGAAGGUUACACCCAUCUCGACUCGGCAAGCGAAAGAGGAAAUAAAACAAAUAAUGACAUAUCAAACGAAAUGAGAAGUGGAGCUGAUUAUAAAGAAAGGCUACAGCUAUGUGAAGAAGUACUGACUCAGCUAAGAAACUCCUUUUAUGACAAAAUAUUAAACAUAGAAAAUAACUUUAAAAAUAUAAGUAACAAAAUUGAAGAGAGUAAUUGUUUCUAUUUCCAGUGUAUUAUGGAUAAGUUAAAGAAUGGGGGGUAUGAGAAUGUCUUUCUGAUUUAUAAUGACAUAUAUCUGUACGUUAAUAACUUAUUGUUCCUUUCCAAGCCGUCUAGUUUCAUUUGGAUGAAAGUGCACGAAUUGUCGACUCAGAUUAAUGCCUGCAUUUCUGAGGUUCAACUGAGGAUGGAGAAAAAGAAGAGCUCCUCUUCCCAAGGCGCGCAGCCCGCGUUACAAGAGCAGGCUGAUAAGGACGAGGUCGAUAAGGAGAAGGCCCUUCUUCAUCCCCCUGGGGACACCCUUGAGCAGUCCAUCAAUGAGGAGGAGAAGCUCGCCUUCCAGCUACUCCUAGGAAAGUUGCACCAAGACAUACACUUCGAGCUGUUCCGGAAAUUCAAAAGCAAAGCCGUGUGGAAAACCCUCGAGGGGGGAGAGAUCGAACUGGACGACAAGCUCACCAAGGCGGAUGUGUUCAGAGAAAUGUACAAUUGGUGCAAAGUGCAACUGGAGCUGAAAAGCAAGCGUAGUUAUGUGUCAGAAUCAGAGAGCGAUUCUUCGAAGGACUCCUAUUAG
Molecule: messenger RNA, 1770 nt
Organism: Plasmodium inui San Antonio 1
Lineage: Eukaryota; Apicomplexa; Aconoidasida; Haemosporida; Plasmodiidae
Exons: 3
Coding region: 1-1770 (589 amino acids)
Molecular function (GO): protein binding
Source: RefSeq, a predicted model, not a curated record